This is a messenger RNA of Clonostachys solani, 1851 nucleotides long. The record is from the annotation of a GenBank genome assembly. Lineage: Eukaryota; Fungi; Ascomycota; Sordariomycetes; Hypocreales; Bionectriaceae.
AUGUCCCGGCUUGUCAAGGACACCAAGGGACUCUACAUGUUUAUAGGGGACUCGGCAACCUUGUCAUUUCUUCAGAACAUUCGCCGGAUCGUUCGCCGCUCAUUGGACAGCUGCGCGUUUGUGAGCGACCCCCUACGCCAUUUAAUCGUAGAGGCAACGCCUUGUUCUGGCUCUGGCUCUGGCCCUGAUUCUGAUCGAGGCUGGAUAAUGUCCAGUGCGAGAAACCCGCCACCAAGACCAUCCGUUGCCGAGGCCGAGUACCUCCAGACUUGGUAUCGGCGAUCAGCCAAUUGCGUGCUGCUUCUUUUCGACGACCAAGAUCUGGACCACCGUAUUGCAGAGUGGCUUCAGAAUGGAAAUGACGCUGCUACCCCGGCCAGCUCCGUUUACUAUCUCGUGUUUGCAAUUGGUGCUCAAACCGGCCCUCAUGAUAAGGACGAUCUGGCGCAGGCGUUUUUCAACUAUGGCCGAUAUUUGACUGUCGACACCUUGAUGGAGGAUCCUGAUAUUCCAACCAUCCAAGCCUUUGCGCUGAUUGCGAUGUAUCUACUGGGAGCAUCGCGGCGGAACUCGGCCUUCAUGUAUCUCGGCAUGGCUGUUCGCGCAGCCUAUGCGCUGGGCCUUCACCGUAAAGAUAUCUCGGCCCUUUAUCCGCCAGACGAAUGCCAGCGUCGAGAAAGGGCUUGGAAAGCUAUCCGUAUCUUGGACCUGUUCAUGAGCGCAUCUCUUGGCCGGCCCCCUUCGACCGCCGAGACACGCAACACAUCAAGCGCAGAGGACUACUCUGCAUGCAACGAUCUCUCCAACAUCUUCGAAUCCGUGCUGCUAGAUGUAUAUGCAAAAAGGGUAAUUUCUACAGAGGUUCUGGAAAGGAUCAGCAAAGAGCACCGACGCUGGGCUGCACAAUCCUCCCAGGGCUUGGAGUUGGACGGCAUCCCACUUGGCGGUGAAACUGAAAUCGGUGGUCAAGAGCCAAACAUUGGGCUCCUGCAUCUCAAGCAAACAGCUUACUGGACCAUCAUUCUACUAUCUCUGCCAUUCCUUCUCAAGAUGGUCUCAUCGCACGUAGACUCUACUGUGGGGGACCACCUCAUAGACCAAGGCAAAGCGCCUACAAACCAAGCACUCGUAUUUGCUUGUCUGGAGUCUGCGAUUGGGAGCAUCGAUCUUUUCCAGCCCCUACUGGAAUCUGAGAGCCUCCCAAAGCGACUGCCAUUUGUUAUGAACUCCAUCUUCGUCUCAGGUCUGGUGAUUGGGGCGGCGAUUUUUGGAGACCUGGACACAAACUUCCCGCUCAAACACAGCUUGAGGCUGGCGAGGAGCGCCCUCAAACGUUUUGGCCAACAUGACGCAAUCGCAAAGCGUCACUCGGUCAUUCUCGAACACCUGCAAGAAGCUUACGAUGAGUAUAUAGAAAUGAGAACUCGGCGAAAGAUGGAGCGUCACGGCCAUCUCGUCAAGGGGCUCUUCGGGUGCAUCAACACGAUCGGCGAGGAUGCUCCAGAUAGUGGACGGAGGAGCACGGAAAAACAACUGAAAGAUAGUGGCUCUGAUGAUAUUUAUGCCUCGUUUCUACCGGCAUUUUGUAACGUAGGCGAGCAGGGCAUCAACAUGGGACUAAUCAACCUGACAGGGAGCGACGCGCAGAAUGAAGCAGCAAACGGCACACGAGAGUCGGACAGUGUGCAGACAGAAGACAACCUGGCUACAAUGGUUCCCUCAAUGUCGCCAAACAUGCUGUGGUUUGAUUCUUUGGGUAAUAACAUGUCUCUUUUCCCUGUUGUUGACGCACAUGCGAUUGACAAGGAUGCAGUGGACUCAAACUCGUUCCCUCCUACCUUUAUGUACUAG